Molecule: messenger RNA, 1006 nt
Organism: Mangifera indica (mango)
Lineage: Eukaryota; Viridiplantae; Streptophyta; Magnoliopsida; Sapindales; Anacardiaceae
Product: expansin-A8-like
Exons: 3
Coding region: 87-839 (250 amino acids)
Biological process (GO): plant-type cell wall organization
Cellular component (GO): extracellular region
Source: RefSeq, a predicted model, not a curated record
UUUGCUGAUAAAUACAGGCUCUCUAAUUCACCAGUUCAUUACACAAACUAACUUAAUUGCAUCAACUCUCUAAAAAAACCAUUUCAAUGACGCCUCAAGCCUUCUCCCUCUCUAUUCUUCUCUUCCUUGUCUACUUCCACCACACCGCUGCCGAUUACGGAGGCUGGCAAAGCGGCCACGCCACCUUCUAUGGCGGAGGUGACGCAUCUGGCACAAUGGGAGGAGCAUGUGGAUAUGGAAAUUUAUACAGCCAAGGAUAUGGAACAAGCACUGCAGCUCUAAGCACAGCGUUGUUCAAUAAUGGGUUGAGUUGUGGAGCUUGUUUUGAACUGAGUUGUGAUAAUGACCCGAGAUGGUGCCUCGCUGGUUCAAUUAUUGUGACGGCUACAAACUUUUGUCCACCUAACUUUGCUUUGCCUAAUGACAAUGGCGGGUGGUGCAAUCCUCCUCUCCAACACUUCGACAUGGCUGAGCCUGCUUUCUUGAAAAUCGCACAAUACCGCGCUGGAAUAGUUCCUGUGUCAUUUAGAAGGGUUCCUUGCAUGAAGAAAGGAGGAAUAAGAUUUACAAUAAAUGGGCACUCAUAUUUCAACUUGGUUUUGAUCACAAACGUUGGUGGAGUCGGAGACGUUCGAUCAGUUUCGAUCAAAGGGUCUAGAAGUACUGGGUGGCAAGCCAUGUCUAGAAACUGGGGCCAAAAUUGGCAGAGUAAUUCAUAUCUCAAUGGUCAAAGCCUCUCUUUUCAGAUUACCACCAGUGACGGUAGAACUGUCACUAGUUAUAACGUGGCGCCAACUAAUUGGCAGUUUGGCCAAACCUUUGAAGGAGGUCAAUUUUAAAUAAGAUUUAGCAAAAGAUGUAUAUUUAUAUUUGGCUCUUACGAAUGAAUGAGUUUGUAAGAUCUUACAAGAUUGUGUAGUGAAAGGGUGGAAAUGCUGAGGUGCUAAAAUAACAGCACCCGCUCACAUAGCUUUAAGAGAAAUAAUAAUAUUAUUAUUAUUAUAAA